AUGACAGGCUGCUCCGGCGGUGUGGCAUUUGUGCUUUCUUUCGCCUGGAGAGCGUUGAAUGGAAUGAUACUUCCCGAUCUAGUAUGUUGGAUGGAUAAGACCCAUGGGUGGACAUCCAUCUUGGGAAGCAGCCUUGGCGGAAAUUCCAUAGACUCUUCCCAGGGGAGCGUCAAUCAACCGGUGCCCGACUCCCCGGAGCCUGUUGCCCCUGCAGCGCCUCUUAAUCCUGAGGUUGCUCAGCCCGACGAAGAUAGGCUGCAGGAGCUAAACGACCGCCUCCACAUCAAUUCUAUAAACCUUCAAUUGACCACGGAGCAGCAUGAGUCUAUUUUAGAAACCCAGCUAGAAAUUGAAAAACAAAUAGAAAGAGCUCUGCUUUCCGAUGGAUAUUCCAGGGAAUCCUUGAUUGCAAAGAGACAUCAGAUAAGGGGUCUUUUGUUUUACCCAAGAGGGACCCCUUUUUCUGAAUCUACCUACUUACAAUAUCUUAACCAAAUCGGAAACAAUGGGGUGCACCACAGCAUUCCCUAUCGCCGUAUUAUCGAAGCAAUCGAGAAGAAUGAUCUAUUUAUAGAAUAA
Oldenlandia corymbosa var. corymbosa is the source of this 579-nucleotide messenger RNA. Lineage: Eukaryota; Viridiplantae; Streptophyta; Magnoliopsida; Gentianales; Rubiaceae. The record is from the annotation of a GenBank genome assembly.